AUGGCUUCGCAAACACCACAGCUAAAAGUUCAAACACCAGCAAAACUUGACGAUAAACCGGGAAAAUUAGGACUUUCUACUAACAAAAAACUCUUUUGGAAAGAGGAAGGCAAAAAAACAUCCAUAACUGUUUCAUUAUACGACAUUCAUAAAUUAUUUGUCUCAAAACCCGACAAACUUCCACAAAAGCUAAAAAUAUUUUAUCCAGACAAAAGUCCAGACAAAAAAUCACAAGAAAUCACGCUAAUUUUCGAAUUAACUGCCAAGAACGCCAAAAUUGAACUAGAAAAAAUCAAAGAGGAUUGGGUGGCUGUACAACAACAGCCCAAAAAUACUGCUAAUGCUUCUAACGCUGUUAGUACGUCUUCGGCACCUUCACCAGCUUCUGGCGCGUCAACGCCUAGCCGAAUAAGAAAAGCUCCACCACCUUUAUCUGCUGAAGAUAUCGAACAGCGAAAAAAAUUAUUGGAAGGAAAUGAAGAUCUACGGUUUUUGCAUAAGGAAAUGGUGUUUAAUGGGCCGAUACCUGAAGAGGAUUUCUGGGAACAGCGGCAACAUUUAUUACGAGAUCAGAAGGCGAAGGACGAACAAAAGAAAGGAAGACCUUCAAAGAUCCCGGAUCUGCAAACAACAACAGAAGAAGGUGGCGAAGUGAAAAUCACAAUAAACUCUUCAAUAAUUAAUAGUAUCUUCGAGCAGUAUCCUUCCGUGCAUAGGGCUUACAUGGAGAAAGUACCAGAUGUGAUUUCUGAAUCGGAAUUUUGGAAGCGAUAUUAUGGCUCCAAAUUUUUUCAUCGAAAUCGAUCUGGUAAAAAUCAAACUAAAGACGAUAUAUUUGAUGCUCUUUAUCAAGAAGAUGAAGAAGAGUUGAUACAUGGCCCAAAAAGAUUAAAGACGGGUAAUGCUCAUGUUCCUACGUUAAUUGAUCUUUCUUUGACGGAGGAAGAUCAUAUCGAGACAGGAAAUUCGCCUGAUUUAACAAUGCGACCGGGACAAGCCAAAAAUCUGCCCAUUCUUCGACGAUUCAAUCGUCAUGGAGCGCGCGUCCUCAAAUCUAUAAAAGCGUCGAAUUCAGGGAAAUCAAAAACCGAAGACUACAAGAACGACAUAGUUAUUGAAGAGUUAUAUCAACCAAAGACAGCGGAAAGGGUUCUGCUAGAUAUCAAAGAUCAGACAAAAUAUUUCCAAACCUAUGAAAAGACUAUUCAGAAUUCUAAUGGGACUGAAAGUAAUCGGGUUGAGGUUUCAACAAAUGCUGUUAAAUCAUUAAGUAAUAAAAUGAAAUCUUGGAGACCAGAUUUAAGAAAUCUUUCCUUUGACGCGCAAAAUGCAGCACAAGUAACUACAAUUUUGAAUGAAAAAAUCAAAGCAAAAAAUGAAGAAAAUGCACGGGCUAUGGAAAUCAGGUCACAAAAAUUACCGUCCGAACUCGAGGUCGAGAUAAAAAAAAUAUACUCGACUGGCAAAGAAUUUCUCAGACAUUAUUGGUCGGCGGCGGUUGGAGACAAAAAUAAUAUAGUUAAUACUGGAAAACGCGAAAAAAUGUAUCAACAGAUACAAAAGACACUUGAGAAAUUGCAAGAACUUACGGAUCAAGCAGCAGCAACAGAAGAUGAAGAUGAUGCAAGUCAAGUUGAGAAUAUGCUAAUAUCAACAAAAAUCGCUUUGCAACACGCGGUUAAAGAUUACGAGAGAAGUCAAGGAAUUGGAGAAGGAGGUUCAAUUGGUGGUGUUGGUAGUAAUCAGAAAUUGUUACCCUAUCAAUUAAACUAA
Molecule: messenger RNA, 1773 nt
Organism: Ambispora leptoticha
Lineage: Eukaryota; Fungi; Glomeromycota; Glomeromycetes; Archaeosporales; Ambisporaceae
Source: the annotation of a GenBank genome assembly